AGAUCUACCAAGCAAUACAGGAAAUGUCGCUGCAAAAUAUUUUUCCCAACAAGGAGCAGGGCUCCAAAGUCAUUGUUAAGCCUCGAUCGAUUACAGCCCCUCCACCAAGGAAUAUUAGUCUAUUUGAGAAUCAUGAGAAUCAUUCUUCAUAUCCAAAAUCGAACAUAUAUAUUCACCAGCCACAUCUCAAUCCUUUUCCGUUUAAAGCACCUUCAAUUGAGCAGAGACAAUUUGACCAACUUGAAAAUAUUAGAAUCAGAAAUAUAAACAAUGCUAAAGCUGCAGCUAUUAGUAAGCGACUUUCUGUUCCAAAACCACCCAAAACUACCAUCAAAGCACCAUCAGGACAAAAGCGAUAUCGUUCAAAACGCAGACGACCUGGCAAAGAACGCUUAGGACCUCGCAUCAAGGAAGACCAAGUAACUGGAAAGUCGACGACAAUCCAAGACGAUAUCACUACAAAAGCAUCCAGUAAGUAUCCUACGUUAUCGAAAGCAAGUAGCUGCACUACUUCGUUAAUCAAUAAGCAGACAACUUCAUCGUCCUCGAAUAAUCCACUAGCACGAACCAAGUUAGCAUCCGGAAAGCAACAAAAUCUCCACAAUAACAUUGGCCCAGAACCCUUAAGCCCUUCCACGCUAAUCCGGAAAGGACCACCUGUUCAAGUGCAAACCACUACGCAUCCGAAGAAGACAAUCUUAGCAACUUGCUCUUCACCAACAGCUUACUCAACUUACAAAAAUGCUGCGACUUCUUCUAGAAAUACAAAUAAUACCAGCAUACACGUCAUUAAAUCAAUGAAGAAAAGUACAACUAACACUAUAGCACCAAAGGGCAAGAACUGUGCUACUACAUCCUCAUCAUCCUCCUCAACUACCUUUGGAGUUAGCAAAUUCAGUGGUAACGAUGAAGCCCUUUUUCCGUCAAGGAGCAAAAGACAGCGAACAAAUGCGAACAAGAAGAAAAGGAAAGCACUAGAGCAAGCUACUACCACAUCCAAACUACCUUCGCCAGCUCCUCUUGCUGUCUCGACAUCCGUCUUUCCAGACAUGUCAGCUAACAUCAAAGCAGAGCAGAUAUCUAGACAAAUUGUGGACAGGCCUACUCGAGACAGUUUACUUGCUGCACAACCUGGCGACCAAACGACUCACCUACUACCACCGGUGCGCCUCUUACCAGCUGAAACUCCACGAUGCUCUAAAUCUGUAGAUCCUGGAGUACUACCAUUAGCACAACUAUUACCAGAACGCCUCUUACCGCCUGAAACGCCAAGAAGAAUACCUGA
Amoebophrya sp. A25 is the source of this 1285-nucleotide messenger RNA. Lineage: Eukaryota; Dinophyceae; Syndiniales; Amoebophryaceae. The record is from the annotation of a GenBank genome assembly.